This is a messenger RNA of Prorocentrum cordatum, 2025 nucleotides long. The record is from the annotation of a GenBank genome assembly. NCBI's taxonomy places the organism in Eukaryota, Dinophyceae, Prorocentrales, Prorocentraceae.
AUGGCAGCAACUCCCCAGCCGCCAGGCAGCUCCUCCACGGGCGCCUCGUGGGACAAGAGCCCUAUGUGUCAGGAUGUAUUUAAAAUUCAAGUGUUCGUCCCUGGAUGCUCGACGUGGUACACGGCCGACGUGAAGAAAACCGACCCAACAACGUUCAACGACGUCGGCGACCCCCGCAUUCGUGCGUCGGCCGCUGCAGAUGAGUUGCGUGAGCGAUUCAGUGUGUUCAGGGACGCCCCGUCGAUCAACAUCUGGAAAUGCACUGCGGAAGCUGCUCGUGGCGAACCGCUGAAUCACGACAAGGACACUGUGUAUUACUUAGCGUGGUUGCUCGCCAAGACAGGCAACGCUGGCUUUGAGGAAGUGAACAAGGAGGAAGUCGCCAAUGACGACGUAGACUCCCGCCUUCGAUGGGGGAAGUAUAAGCAGCCAUCAGAUCAGAACAGCAUGAUGAGGGUCCUUGUUUACGUGGAACCAUGCAAUGCGUGGGAAACGGUGUGGAUUCAUACCAAAGAAGUUUCAACUAAUGGAAAAUAUUAUACGAUGGUCGAUGACUUGAAGAGCGUGGUGUUGUCUUGCAUCAGUGUCAACGCUAAGAAAGGCAUCAACGUGCCACUGCCCGAGAAGAUGAAGUCCAAGUUGGAGGUCAGGCAUUCGCAGGGGAGCUUCGCCAAGGGCGAGAAUCUUCCAGAUAACCAGAAGAUCGUGGAGAACAAAUGGUAUUAUGUCACGGCCAAGGGAGUGCAACGCAUGUUGGACGAGUACGACAAUGAUGAUUCGCUGGUCGAGGCUUCAGCAGGCACUCCGGCAGCAGAAUCGGCCAACACCGAAAGCAAUGGCAUCAACAAGGAAUUCCUGGCUGAAUUGGCCACGAAGUUCGAGAAGCUCGUCAACCACGAAGUGUUCCGAGAUCUACGGGGCGCGGGCGCCCUAGGCAUGCAGACCGACGAGGCCGACAAGGGCGGCGAGGGCGACUCGCAUGAGACACCCCCCAAGCGCGCCCGCGCGACGGAGAAGCAGCCGGUUGUCACGUCGACUCAGAAGCACGGCAUGCAGGCGGCGUUUGAUCUCGAGGAAUACAAGGCCGCAAUGAAGGCGCAUGGGACCUACCGCUGCGCGGGCAACGAGCUGCGGCUAGACUUGUGGUUCACUGCGCAGCCAGGAGUUCCUUGCAACGAGGCCAGCAUCUACCAGCUCGCCGAGAACAGCUUCUCUGAGCUUAACCAGUGGACGGGUGCAAACGUGGUGCUUGUCUCGGACCUGAGCUACAAUCCGAUGGAGCACCAGGGGGCCCUGCGCAGGCUCUCGCCUGAGGAGGUGAACUUCGCGCGCGUGAUUGGGAUUUGCAACGCCAUAGACAACGGCGCCUCCCACGAGAAGCUCUUGAGCUUCAAGGUGGACCUUCAGUGCGCGGCGUUCCAGUUCGAGUUUCACGAGGGCGGCGUGGACAACCCGAACCAUCCGGCGCUCCGCAGAGCGAUCAACCCUCGCGAGCAGAUGCGGCAGACAGCGAAGGCGGUCGGCCGCGACACCCUCCAGCGCAUCUACGAGGUCCUGCGGAUUCGGCGGCUCAUGGAGCAGGCCAACGUCAAGGCAACCAACGAACAGCUGGCGCAGUACUACGUGGAGAAGAUUAACAUGAGCACCGAGUCAGAGGCUGCGACAACCACAUUCAUUAACCAGACCUCGGUCGUCUACACGAACAUCCUCAGAGAUUCGAAGAACCUUGACAUCCUGCGUUCGCUGUCUGAAAAGUACGGUCACAACAACCCGCUGAACAGCGUCGCGAAGCUGAACGCUGUGCUGACGAAGUGUGAUAAGCAGCCCGCCAUGAUCACGUGGUGCUUGGAGAAGAUCCGCGAUGUCUGCAACAGCGGCAUGGCAGACGUUGGGGAGAUCUCAAAUCGCGCCUUGAAGGAUGGCAACGGUGGCAACAAAGGCUUGGUGGACCUCUUCAUUGCGAAGCGGCAGCUGCUGACGCACUUGCUCGGCACAGACAUCGACAAGCGUCUGCGGGGCCAUUGA